GUGACCUUCACAUGAUGAAGCCGUGUAUUUAUAUCCACUAGUGCGAUUGUUUAUCUCAGUUCUGAAUUUAAAUACUACCUUUUUGCAUCCUUCUUCAAAACGUGUUAGAUUUUUACGUUCAAGGCUCUUAGUUUAAAUAUUUCUUGUUUUAUUUUCGAAAAAAAAAGUUGAGUGUAAACGUCAGUGACAAUGUCAAGGGAAAGGGCAAACAGAAGAUUCUACAGGGUAGAAUCAACCACAAAUUUAUUGUCAUGCUUGGACAGAGGUUUGACUGCUGAACAGGAAAACCGUUGGACCUUUGAAAUAGCAUGGGAAGCAGCCAACAAAGUUGGUGGCAUUUACACUGUCAUCAGAUCGAAAGCCUAUGUCUCGACCGAAGAAAUGGGCGACCAAUACUGCCUUAUGGGCCCCUACAAGGAGCAUUGUGCACGCACAGAAGUAGAAGAAGGUCCAUUGGGGUGUGAAUCUCUCAAUAAGGCCAUCGAGGCAGUUAGGAACAAAGGAUUCAGAGUAAUUACUGGAAGAUGGUUGGUUGAUGGUAAUCCACAGAUAAUUUUAUUUGAUAUUGGAUCUGCAGCGUGGAAAUUGGAUGAAUAUAAACAAGAGUUGUGGGAAAAAACUAACGUAGGAGUUCCUCAUUUGGAUAUAGAAGCUAACGAUGCUAUUAUUUUGGGUUGUAUGGUUGCUGAAUUUUUAGGAGAAUUCAGAAAAACCUCAGAAGAUUAUGGUGGAGGUACCCCUCCGCGGAUAGUUGCCCAUUUUCACGAAUGGCAAGCUGGAGUUGGUCUCAUUAUGAUCAGAAUCAGACAUAUCAACGUUGCUACUGUCUUCACCACGCAUGCUACACUUUUAGGAAGAUAUCUGUGUGCUGGUAACACAGAUUUCUAUAAUAAUCUCAGUACAUUUAGUGUUGACGAAGAGGCUGGAAAAAGGCAAAUCUAUCACCGAUAUUGUAUAGAAAGGGCAGCAUCUCAUCUGGCUCACAGUUUCACAACCGUAUCUGAAAUUACAGGUUAUGAAGCCGAACAUUUAUUAAAGAGAAAACCUGACGUUAUAACUCCGAAUGGUCUCAAUGUUAAAAAGUUCUCGGCUCUUCACGAAUUUCAAAAUCUCCACGCUCUUUCCAAAGAUAAAAUACACGAAUUUGUUCGAGGCCACUUCUAUGGACACUACGACUUUGACUUGGACAAAACGUUAUACUUUUUCAUUGCUGGACGCUACGAAUUCGGUAAUAAAGGGGCUGAUAUUUUCAUUGAAGCUUUAGCCAGACUGAACCACUAUUUAAAGAGCACCCAUCCAGACAUCACUGUGGUAGCUUUCAUGAUUUUCCCGGCAAAAACGAAUAAUUUCAACGUAGAAUCUCUUAGAGGACACGCAGUUACUAAAGCUUUGAGAGAUACUAUCAAUGAUAUUCAAAAUAAAAUCGGAAAACGGAUGUAUGAGCGUUGUUUGAAUGGCCGAUUACCAGAUGGUAACGACUUGUUAGAAAAAGAAGAAUUGGUCAGACUGAAGAGAUGUAUUUAUUCUUUACAACGGGACGGUCUACCGCCAGUCACUACACACAAUGUGCAAGACGAUUGGAACGAUCCUGUCCUAAAUUCAGUCAGGAGGUGCAGUUUAUUCAAUACUACACACGACAGAGUUAAAAUUGUCUUUCAUCCUGAGUUCCUUAGUUCUACGAAUCCACUGUUCGGUCUCGAUUAUGAAGAGUUCGUAAGGGGUUGCCACUUAGGCGUGUUUCCCAGUUAUUAUGAACCGUGGGGAUACACUCCUGCCGAGUGUACCGUAAUGGGUAUUCCAAGCAUCACUACAAAUUUAUCAGGUUUUGGAUGUUUCAUGCAGGAACAUAUCAUGGACCCUAUGUCCUAUGGAAUCUACAUAGUGGACCGUAGAUACAUCGGUCUCGAAGAUUCCGUCAAACAGUUGGCUCAAUAUAUGUACGACUUCGCUAGGCUCAGUAGAAGACAAAGGAUAAUUCAAAGGAAUCGUACUGAAAGACUUAGCGAUCUUUUGGACUGGAGGAACUUGGGAGUGUACUAUCGUCAAGCGCGGAUGAAAGCCUUGCACAAAGUAUUUCCGGACUACAAAGAAGAAAUGGAAUACGGUCUCGAAUUCAAAUAUCCCAGACCCAUUUCCGAGCCACCAUCUCCUAGUUCCAGUAAAGUAACGACUCCAGCUGCUUCGGUGCAUGGAUCUGAUGACGAAGGAGAUUCUGUGGACUCGGAAGCAGAGCUGGAAGAACUUAGAAGAACUCUAUAGAAAUAAUGCCAUAUGUUACAGAAUACACUUAAAUAAUUAAAGAAACUAUAUGCAUUGGCAUAGGACCUACAAUUGUACGGGGUUAUUAAUAAAAAAUUGGUAUUAUUUUAUCUACAGAUUCUAUUCGAGAAAAUAUUAAUUUUUUUGUUAAAAACUGGGCGUAGUUGCCAAUAUUACACAAUUGUUGAUUUACAGUUGUUGACUCACAAUUUUAGACCUAGCGAGUAUUUUGGAAUUCUUUGUGUCUGACGAUGUUUGUGCAUGACGAGUUUUAUGGGGUCCAGUAUUAGAUACAAUAAGUUAAAGUUACACAAAUAAUUCACUAGCAUUGUUAUCCUUUCAGUUAUCCUAGCUUCCACACUUCCAUUAUAUAGUUUUAAAUAAAUUACUAUUUAACUGGGAAUAAACCACAAUUAAAGAUAAAAAUACGUUUAUUGACGUUUCAAUUUCCACUUCGGAAAUCGUU
Molecule: messenger RNA, 2725 nt
Organism: Diabrotica balteata
Lineage: Eukaryota; Metazoa; Arthropoda; Insecta; Coleoptera; Chrysomelidae
Source: the annotation of a GenBank genome assembly